Messenger RNA from Puntigrus tetrazona (Sumatra barb), 3392 nucleotides. It is a transcript of the gene plppr5a, whose product is annotated as phospholipid phosphatase related 5a. The transcript has 6 exons. The coding region runs from base 392 to 1321 and encodes 309 amino acids. Gene Ontology annotation, molecular function: phosphatidate phosphatase activity. Gene Ontology annotation, biological process: phospholipid dephosphorylation; phospholipid metabolic process; signal transduction. The record is from RefSeq and is a predicted model, not a curated record. Lineage: Eukaryota; Metazoa; Chordata; Actinopteri; Cypriniformes; Cyprinidae.
AUAAUGAAGAGGAAUUAGUUUGACGGGUCCUCAUAAUAAGUGAGACUUCCCAGUGAAAGCCGAGGAGAACGAAGUACACGGUAAUCGAUAAAAAUGUAACUUAAACGGUUCAAGUUCGCGUUUUCGCAGGCACCCCAUCACUUAUUGAAGUGAGGCACGCCUACAGCGCGCGCGGCUGCCCAGUUCCUCCUCACAGAAUCCAGCGCGCUUUACGGCGCUCACACACUGUCACUGACACAAUGCGCUGCUAUUUCUGGCGGAUUUACUCCGGAGGAGUAACAGUGGAAUAACAGGAAAUCAUGCCAGUGCCGUCGUAGGAGCCGACCGAAGACUCUCCACUUCUUUCCCGGGAUUGAUCUUUUUUUUUUUGUUUGUUUAACCCUCAUUCGCAAUGCUUUACUUUCAGCUGGUGAUCAUGGCAGGGACUGUCAUGCUGGCGUACUACUUUGAGUACACCGACACUUUCAGCGUGCACAUCCAGGGAUUUUUCUGUCACGAUAAUGCCUACACGAAGCCCUAUCUCGGACCGGAGGAGUCCAGUGCGAUCCCCCCGGCCAUCCUGUACGCGGUGGUCGCGGGGGUCCCGGCGCUCGUGAUUACAGUGACAGAGUCCGUACUCUUCUUGCUGCAGUAUGUCUCUGAGGAUCUAGACAACCGAGAGAAGAUCAUUGUGAUGGGCGACUGUUGUUACCUAAACCCUCUGGUCCGAAGGACAUUUCGCUUUCUUGGUGUGUACGCAUUUGGCCUCUUUGCCACAGACAUCUUUGUAAAUGCCGGACAGGUGGUAACAGGAAAUCUAUCUCCAUACUUCCUGACGGUGUGCAAACCCAACUACACAGCGCUGGGGUGCCAACAGGUGGUGCGUUUCAUCAGCCAACAGGAACCCUGCACGGGCAACGAGGAUGAAAUCCUACAUGCUCGCAAAUCCUUUCCAUCCAAAGAGGCGGCCAUCAGUGUUUAUGCAGCUCUUUAUGUUGCCAUGUACAUCACAUGCUCGGUGAAGGCCAAAGGGACGCGGCUGGCCAAGCCGGUGCUCUCUCUGGGGCUCAUGUGUCUGGCCUUCCUAACUGGGAUUAAUCGAGUGGUGGAGUACCGCAACCACUGGUCUGAUGUCAUUGCUGGCUUCAUCAUCGGAGGAGCCAUUGCUGUCUUUAUGGUGGUGUGUGUGGUGAAAAAUUUCAAAGGGAAGCCCUUACUGAGUGAGAUACCGCCAGAGGAGAGUGUGUCCAGUGGUCCCAUGAUCACUCAGCCCAGGAUGGAGCACACUAUGGAGAAAUACAUAGCGUCCCAGAAUCCCAUCACGUACGCUGAGAUCACAUGACAGUGAAAAGCCAACUAGCCAGAAUGCUGUGGAUAAUGUUGCUGCUCUCCAGUGCGACUUCUUCUUUUGAGUGCAACGUCGAUAUGUGCUAUUUUUACACUUCUUUUUUCAAGUGUGUGGAAAAAAAUCAUCUAUACCUUGUUGUCCUCCUUUUAAUUUUUUUUUUUUUUUUUUUGAGCAAAGUUAGGGCAGGGUCGCAUCCCUAUUUUUAUACGAACGUAUAACUGUUACCAUUUUAGUGGUUGAACAUGCAGGGUAUUGUGUGAAUGUGGAAUUGCAACACGAUGUUCAAUGAAAUGUUUAACAUAUCCUGAUGUACUAUUUACAACCGUGAGUCAACCGUUGCAUUUUGAAGAGGUUUCCGACUGACGAGAAUUAUUGUUGUUGAUCCUCAUAGAAAUCUUUUGUUUCCGCCUGCCGAAACAUAUCACAUCGACAUAUUAGAAAACAGUUUUUCUUUUCAGAACAGCGAACCGCUCCAGUGUUGCACCUGAUGUUAUGCUAUGUAUUUCUAUGCAUGUUUAAAUAGCCAGUAUAGGGUUUAGUUAUGUUAUAGCCAUGAAUUAUAAUUUGCUACUUUCUAUUUGAGGCAGUACUAGGGGAGGGACAUUCUCAUUCUAGAGAGCAUCUGAUUGGUCAAUACAAGAUAUAGUACAGGAUGAUUCAUCGGUAUUUCUGCUCGAUUUUCUAGGAGCGUAUAAGAAUAUACCAGCAAAUACAUGGUCGGUGGACUUGAAAAAAAACAACUAAAUUUGGAUUUUGCAGGGUCUUCAAAGUGGGCUGAUGUGAACAUGAGGUGAUGAGAAAAAAUAAUGAUUGAUUUUGGUGUCAUUAUGGCAGAAAGCACCUUGGGCAGAGUUUAAUUGUGACUGGCAAUUGAUUACAGCACUCACAGAGGAUUAGAUGCUCAAAUUUUUGCCCAAACUUGCUGUAGUGUGUGUGAAGGAUCGCUUUGUGUGCUUUAACGUGGCCAGUGUGUGUGUGUGUGUGUGUGUGUGUGUGUGUGUGUGUGUGCGUGCGUGUUUGCGCUUAUUUGUGAGUCUGCCCUUGAUGUCGCCUCUGUGAGAACGCAGUCUCUAGUGGCUUAGAGAAGGCCGUUUGUUUUCUCGGCAGAGCUGGAGUAAUACCUGUACCUGUGAAAAAACGAGAGAUAUGGAGACGGAAAGAAAGAAAGGAUGGACUUUUGCUGAAUUGAAAACAUCGUGUCUCGGCGAGUUCACACAGAUAUAUGGCAAUAUUUGCAUUUGGAUACAUCUGCGAUUUCACAAUCAUAUGCGUUUUUAUUGUAUCAUAGACCUCAUAGCAUCAAAGGUCUGCGGCGUUUGAUUGAAUUUACAUUCUGCAGAGUGAUUUUUUACAUCAUACUGAGCGUAUGUUUGAUCUCUCACUGACUAGCGAUGAGAUUUGAUUUUCAGAUUCAUGCUUGAAUACAUUAAAUGUCUCCUAAUGAUGUAAAUCAUUUAUCCAAUUCAUCUCACUGGUGUAGUACUGCUGAACAUCCCGAACCUUUUAUGUCCACUGUUUGUCCCAUUAGUUGUCUCUUUCAUCAAGAAUAUAACUUUUAGAGAGUUUCUGGUUGGCUCACUGAGGCAUUUGGACGGCACUCUUUGUACAGCUGCUUUGUGAUUGUGAAAGUGCUAUAUACAUUUAAUUUACAAUUAUUCAAAAAUAGCUACUGAAUUAUCUGCACAUUGACUUUAAUUCAGGGUCAUUUCUAUGAAACUUGUGCGAUUCUCCUCCAAACAGAAUUGAAAACAAAUGCACAUUGGCACGCCGUAAGCAUAUACAUUUUAGAUUAUGUUAGAUUAAGUUUUUUCUUAAAGAUCCUGUUUUUCAAACGGAUUUUAAAAAGUUGGUAUGUAAGCUACAUCCAUCGUAUUUGGUUUGCAAAUGGAUUUGAUUCCCAAAACCCAAAAAACGAAACAGUUUUGAUUGUGAAAAGCCUGAAAUCUUUGUAUAAACAUAGAAAGCUUAUUGUGUUGAUGGUCUGGCAAUGACCUCAGUGACUGAACUGGAAAGGAAAGCAGAUCUUUUCUGAGUCCAAAAUGUCAAACAGUAAUAAAAUAUUUAC